Aspergillus homomorphus CBS 101889 is the source of this 1017-nucleotide messenger RNA. Its product is annotated as inositol phosphorylceramide synthase regulatory subunit KEI1. Gene Ontology annotation, molecular function: inositol phosphoceramide synthase regulator activity. The record is from RefSeq and is a predicted model, not a curated record. The coding region runs from base 1 to 1017 and encodes 338 amino acids. Gene Ontology annotation, biological process: inositol phosphoceramide metabolic process. Lineage: Eukaryota; Fungi; Ascomycota; Eurotiomycetes; Eurotiales; Aspergillaceae. The transcript has 2 exons. Gene Ontology annotation, cellular component: inositol phosphoceramide synthase complex; Golgi membrane.
AUGGGGUUUUCAACCCGUCUCCUCCGCAUCCCGCGGCCAGAGACCUUUCUCUAUGUCAUGAGUCUACAAACUGGUGCCUCAUUGAUUACCUUAUCGUUGCUUCUCAACAAAAUUAGCGGUCUCUAUGGCUUGCUCGCCCUUUUGACCGGUUAUCAUCUCUCGCCUGUGCAAUUGUCGAUGUACCUCUACUCUCUCCUCGCCCUGGGUAUCACGACAUAUCUAUUUCCUUAUAUCCGCAAACAAUCGCCCUUGCAAUGCCUUGCGCUCGCCUGGCUCUACGUUAUCGACAGUAUCAUCAACGCAGCUUACACUACUGCUUUUGGUGUGACAUGGUUCCUGGUUGUAUCCCAGCAUUACGACAAUGGAAGCGCCUCCGGACCGGGCGCGGAGACCAUGGCACAGACCGCUGGCUUCACUAGUCCAAAGUACGAUUCGUCGCACAAGGGCCAAGGCGAUCGUUAUGCAAGGAGACCGGAUGCCCUAGGCGACGCCGUGUCCCAACCCGAAAGCUUCCAAAGCAUUGUGUUCAUCUGCUUGCUGUGGACCAUCCGCAUCUACUUCGUCUUUGUGAUGCUGGCCUUUGCGCGACAGGCUCUCCGCCUUUACGUCGCCGUACCGCGACACACUCAGUUACCAACCCACAGCCGCAACACUUCCAUCGCCAGCGUGGCGAGUGUCGCCGAUAUCGAUCGGGAACCCUUCUCUGCGCACAGCCCGGAUGGCCAAGGAUGGCAGGGUAAGCUUGGACGCCUUAUGAUCAGCAUCGGUCGCAAUUAUUGGCUGGGCGAGGAUGAGGAGGGUGGUAAUUGGGUGAACACUCUCAACCGCACUUUCCGGUCACGCAACGAAGAACCUGAGCUUCCGGGUCCACUUGAGAGAGAAAGGAGACGGCGGUCGGGAACUGGCCCUCCCCAGCCUUCCCAGUCGACAGUGCAGGCGGCCGCCUUGCUGCAGCCAGUUCACGAGCAUGUACCGGCAAUGAAUGCGAAGAUGCAUGGCUGGAAUGAUGGCCGUUAG